UGUUAAUGUUCACAGUAACAACCAUUUUAUGAGCGCACUUUGACCUCGUCUUCAUUUGAGCCGACACACACAUCAGGACUCCAUGAUGGAUCACUCUAAGGACGGACUUCCUGUCGUCUUCCUUCUCCUUACACUCUUUUGUGGAGGUGGUUCUCUGCCAAUCGAUCCGCCUCAGCUCGUCACGGCGAUGGUCGGUGAUGACGUUGUUCUGCCCUGUCAGCUGGACCCCCCCGUGGAUGCUGUUGCCAUGACGAUGGAGUGGGGGCGAGCGGACAUGAAGCCCAGAUUCGUCCUUGUGUGGCACAAUGGAAAGGAGCUGCUGGCUGGUCAGAACCAGGCCUUCAAGGGCAGAGCUUCACUGUCCAUCAGCGGGCUGCAGCAUGGAGACGUGUCUCUGAUGCUGUCCUCCGUGAAGGUGUCUGACAGCGGGACGUACAGGUGCUACCUCCAGGAACUCAACCAGAAACAUCAGGUCCAGCUGCUUGUAGGUGCGUCCUCGUCCCCUGCGAUCAGCCUAGCAGGCCUCCACCUGGCCAGCAGCGCUGUGGUUCUUCACUGUGAGUCCAGAGGCUGGUACCCGGAGCCAGAGAUGCUGUGGAUGGACUCUGAGGGUAAGCUCCUCUCUGCUGGACCUCCAGAGACCCUCAGAGGUCCUGGUGACCUCUACAGCGUCAGCAGCAGCGUGACGGUGGAGAAGAGACACGGCAACAUCUUCACCUGUAGAGUCCAGCAGAGGAACAUCAACCAGACCAGAGAGACUCUCAUCACGGUUCCAGACGACUUCUUCAUGACUGGUUGCACUCUUUCAGUCGCCUUCAGUGUUGUGUUUGCCUUCCUGUUUGUCAUCGCUGUUGUUCUUCUGCUCUGGAGAUGGAGACAGAACAUAACAGACACAACGACACAGCAGCCUUUGAUGGAGGAGGAGAGAAGAAAAGAGGAAGUAAAGAACAUGGAGGAAGAUCUCAAGAAGAAGGAGGAAGAACAGAAGGAUUUAAUGCAGGUCAUUGAUACUCUGACAGAAGGGUUUAAGGCACUGAUAGAACAGAAACAAAAGGUUCAAGAGCAAAUAACGUGGCUACAGAAACAAGAUGAGGAAAAUGAAGAGAAGGUUGUUUCAGUGGAGAGAGAUGAAACAGAGAAGACAGAGGGCAAAGGUCAGGGACACCUCAAAAUGAGAAGAAUCAUAACAGAGAACAACUGGAAGCUGCAGAAGAGGAAAGAAGAACUUCAACUACUGAGUGUGAACUUAGAUAUAAUAUCAAAGAAAUCAGAAGAGGACUUAAAGAGGUUCAAAGAGAGGAAGAAGAGUUUAGAUAUCGAUGUGGAGAAAAUAAAGAAACAUCUGGAGGAGAUACAGAGGAAGCUCAGUGAGAAGGAGGGUGGAGAUAAAAGAGGGAGGAGGAGACAGGAAAGAGGGGAGUAGGGGGGAGGAAGGAUGAGGGAGGGAUUUUUGAGUUUUGAUUUUUUUAAACCUAUAUUUUCUUACACAAAAACAAACACAAACAAAGGCCCCACCCUUCAUUCACUCUGUCACUCUGGUAGUAGCAGUAGUAGUAGUACUAGUACUGGUAUUCGUAAUAGUAGUAGUGUGCAGAAGAGGAGAACGUGAGAAGAUGAUUCUUUUUGCUUUAAACCAAAGUGUCUCUUGUUAUGAGUGGGUUGUGAAUGUAUAAUGACUUCAUGAAGGUCCAUGAGGGACUUCCUGUCCAGGCCUCACAGACCUGUGCUCUUAUUUUGUAGAAGAUGUGUGUAAAAUGUAAUUCUAUUUAGUCGUUAUUCAGAUCCAAAUAAACCCUGAACCUGAUCUCCACUGAUCCGUCCAUCCAUCCUCCGCAUUGUUGUCUUUUAACAUGUUGAUUGUUG
Messenger RNA from Pungitius pungitius (ninespine stickleback), 1863 nucleotides. RefSeq names its product butyrophilin subfamily 3 member A2-like. The coding region runs from base 83 to 1423 and encodes 446 amino acids. Gene Ontology annotation, molecular function: signaling receptor binding. Lineage: Eukaryota; Metazoa; Chordata; Actinopteri; Perciformes; Gasterosteidae. Gene Ontology annotation, cellular component: external side of plasma membrane. The record is from RefSeq and is a predicted model, not a curated record. The transcript has 6 exons. Gene Ontology annotation, biological process: T cell receptor signaling pathway; regulation of cytokine production.